AUGCAGCCUCCGCUCCCUGUGGAGGCCUUCGGGCCGCGCCGACGCGCGUCGCGCCGUCGGUUCUGCGAUAUCUGCGGCAUCGAGCAGGACCGCUCCACUGAUCACUGCGAGGACUGCGGCGUGUGCGUGGCCGGCUACGACCACCACUGUCCCUGGAUGGGGAAGUGCAUCGGCCGAGGCAACAUGCACGCCUUCAAGAUGUUCAACGUGUCGUGGGUGCUCUAUGUGUGCUUUGUCCUGGUCGUGGCCAUCACGAGUGUCGACUGGGGGCACGCUGCCGUUCAGACGCUGCAACGCACAGCGUCAGGGUCGUGGGCGCCGGUGCCACCACGAGGACCCUAG
Phytophthora sojae is the source of this 342-nucleotide messenger RNA. RefSeq lists its product as hypothetical. Gene Ontology annotation, biological process: peptidyl-L-cysteine S-palmitoylation; protein targeting to membrane. The transcript has a single exon. Gene Ontology annotation, molecular function: protein-cysteine S-palmitoyltransferase activity. The coding region runs from base 1 to 342 and encodes 113 amino acids. Gene Ontology annotation, cellular component: endoplasmic reticulum; Golgi apparatus. NCBI's taxonomy places the organism in Eukaryota, Oomycota, Peronosporomycetes, Peronosporales, Peronosporaceae. The record is from RefSeq and is a predicted model, not a curated record.